Messenger RNA from Oryzias melastigma (Indian medaka), 2417 nucleotides. It is a transcript of the gene ticam1, whose product is annotated as toll-like receptor adaptor molecule 1. The coding region runs from base 450 to 2105 and encodes 551 amino acids. The transcript has 2 exons. Gene Ontology annotation, molecular function: protein kinase binding. Gene Ontology annotation, biological process: positive regulation of canonical NF-kappaB signal transduction; TRIF-dependent toll-like receptor signaling pathway; positive regulation of cytokine production involved in inflammatory response. NCBI's taxonomy places the organism in Eukaryota, Metazoa, Chordata, Actinopteri, Beloniformes, Adrianichthyidae. The record is from RefSeq and is a predicted model, not a curated record.
CCAGGAAUGAAAUUACAGAGAAAGUCAUAUGGGUGACAUAAAUGAGUUAAAGCUCUCAUCUGAACUGAAUCCUUCUUCCUGCUUUUUGUCUUUUUUGAGCCACUUGAGCUCCUGUAGUUUGUAGCUUGUGACAUCAUCCCGGUGGUGUGUCGACCUGACAGAGGCCUUCAACGGCACCCGACACACUUCACUGAGAAAAUGCUGCUCAGAAGUUUAACAAAAGCCAAGGAUUGGUUAAACUGGGCCAGUCUAAGACUUGGACUUUGAGUUACCUUUAAAGCCAGAAGGAUUUCUACAAAUAUAGUAAAGCAGAGGACCCAUUUUCAGCUACUUCCUUAUUCGAGGUAUUAAUCCUGUCAAACCAAAACGAUUGAAGAAUGUUCAAAAGUCUGGAAAGUGCACAAUCGAUUCUAUAGUCUCCUUUCUGCAGAGGAACGAUUUUUUUGAAGAUGAGUCACGAAGAAGAAGGAUCUCAAGGGACAGGACUGGGAGAUAUUUUUACCAUUUUGUCACAGGCCCCAUCAGAGCGAUUGCUAAGUCUGACACUGCAGCUGAGUGCUUCACCUGAAGAUGUGAUCGUACAGGCCCUGUGUCUGAUAAUCCUCAAGAGAGAGGUACUCGCCCUGGACAAGCUCCGGACCCUCGCGGACAACCCCCUCGCCGAGCACCUGGCUGAAAAGCUGCACCCCGACAGAUCGGAGGAUUUCUCUGUCCACUGUGGUCAAUUUCAAGCAAACACAAGAGAAUCUUUGUCCGCACUGGCUCGGAUCUUCAGAGUCUUAUCCCAGCAGAGGCUGUGCGAUCAAACCCGAAGAGAUCUGGCGUACGAGAGGGCGCUUUCCAGUGACGGGUCCUCCAGCAACCUGGACGAGUUCAGAGAGGAAGCUAAACUUGUCUGUGGGCCUAAAGUUUUAGAGUGGAUGUGCUCCUCCAAUAACCCCAAACUAGAAUUGAUGAACGAUUUCAAGACAUGUCUGAAUGUGAGUGAUAGCACUCUGAAAACAUCUCCAUCAGCAAGUGUCAACAGUGCUCCGAGUCCUUUAAAGGGAAGCCCUUCAGAGCCAUCGUACCCAAGUACGCUGGAGAUAAGCAGCCCUGGGACUGUUUCGUUUAGAGGAGACAAAGUCUCUCAAGAGACAGUAGAAAGCUCCGAGGUAAAACCAGCCACUCUCAUGGCCUGUGAAACUGAAACAAAAAUGAGUUCCGGGCAGCCUCUGUUAUCUUUGCUUCAACCCACCGGAUCCUCUCUGUCUGACCCCGAGAGAUCACAUCCGACAUUACCAAUUGGCCCGUUAGAGCAUCAUCCGGACACUCCCAGAUCACACACAAACCCCCCAUCUUCUACGAACAUCUGUGGAUCCAGGUGCCCAAUCCAAAAAAAGAUUCACGACAGCAAAGGUUCAGAUGAGGAAGAAGAAGAAGAAGAGGAAACAUUUUAUGCAUUUGUGAUCUUGCAUGCUCCAGAGGAUGAAGAUGUGGCGGAGAGAAUAAAAGACAAAAUUGAAGAGGUCAUUAGCAGCAAAGGGGCAACUUUCUCUGAGGAAUUUGCCAUCCCUGGAAAGUGCCCCCUGAGGUGUGUGGAGGACGCCAUCAACAACUCUGCGUUCACCUUCCUGCUGCUCACCUGCAACUUCAAGUCAAACCUGCUGGAGAUGAAGGCAAACAUCGCCCUGAUGAAUGCAAUACACAAAAUCCACAAAUUCAACACAGUCAUCCCUCUGCUGCCGCGGGAGAACCGCAUGCCCAGGGAUUGCAUACCCAUGGCCCUGAAAGGUCUCGUUGAGCUAGACGAAAACAAGAACUUUGAGAAAAAGCUACAAAAGUCCCUGUCUCGAGCAAAAAUCCAAACUCAGAAAAAAGUCUGGAAAAAAGAGCAGACUCUGAGAAUGACGGAGAGACAGAGUCAGUUACAGGAAACGCUCCGCAUGGGCCUCAAUCUCAAUCAGGAGGAAAGCGGUGAAGACAACAGGACUUGGCAGCAAAAACAUCCAAGCAUUCAUAUUGAAAAUGCUAACUACAUUAUGAUCGGUAAUGACUCUAAAAUGGUGCUGGGUUCAGGUGGAAGUGCAGACAAAGAGGAAUCAGUUUACAUUAAGCAAGAUUGAUAAAAUGCGAAAGUUUGACUUUUCUAUCAGUUCAUAGACUAUGGGAGAAAUUACACUAAAAUGUACAAUAAAUACUUUAUUUCUUUGCAUGGAUCCAAAUCAUGUUAAUGAAAUACUAAACAAAACAUUUGUGUACCAAAAUGACAGGAGCUUUGACUAAAAGUGCAGUAAAAGAUCCCCAUCUACUGGCCACAUUGUGAAACAUUCUUUUUUUCGUUUUUGCUUGUAUUAACUUACUUUAGACACCAGGGGGAGCUGUAAUUACAUUAUCCUUGUCUUCCAAUAAAUCAUCUGAAGUCCAACAACUUCCAA